AUGCAUAUAUAUGCAUGUGAUGAGGGAGCGCCUGCACAAGACAAGCCUCUCACCGACGAUGACAUCGAGACGAAUUGGGAUGAGUGCAUCGAGACCUUCGAUGCGAUGGAGCUGCGCGAGGAGCUUCUGCGCGGUAUCUACGCCUACGGUUUCGAGAAGCCGUCGGCGAUCCAGCAGCGUGCCGUGAAGCCCAUCCUCAUGGGCAAGGACUGCAUCGCGCAAGCGCAGUCUGGUACGGGUAAGACCGCCACCUUCGCGGUGUCGAUCCUUCAGAAGAUCGACGUUGCCGCGGCAGACUGCCAGGCGCUGGUGCUCGCGCCCACCCGCGAGCUUGCGCAGCAAAUCGUCAAGGUUGUCCGCGCGCUUGGGGACUUCAUGCAGCUGCAGGUGCACGCGUGCGUGGGCGGGACCGCCGUGCGCGACGACAUCCGUACGCUGCAGAAUGGCGUUCACAUCGUGGUGGGCACCCCCGGGCGCGUGUACGACAUGAUCUCGCGGGGCGCCCUCCGCCUGGACCGCGUAGGCCUGUUCGUGCUGGACGAGGCCGACGAGAUGCUCUCCCGCGGGUUCAAGGACCAGAUCUACGACGUGUUCCAGUACCUCCCGGAGCGCGUGCAGGUGGCGCUGUUCUCGGCCACCAUGCCCCUGGACGUCCUGGAGGUGACCAACCGGUUCAUGCCGGAGCCCGUCCGCAUCCUGGUGAAGAAGGACGAGCUGACGCUGGAGGGUAUCAAGCAGUUUUACAUCGCGGUGGACCGCGAGGAGUGGAAGUUGGACACGUUGUGCGACCUCUACGAGACCCUCACCAUCACGCAGGCCAUCAUCUACUGCAACACCCGGCGGCGCGUAGAUUGGCUCUCGGAGAAGAUGCAGGAGCGAGACUUCACCAUCUCGUGCAUGCACGGGGACAUGGGCCAGGGAGAGCGUGACGUCAUCAUGCGGGAGUUCCGCUCGGGCUCUUCUCGCGUGCUCAUCACCACGGACUUGCUCGCCCGUGGUAUUGAUGUCCAGCAGGUGUCGUUGGUCAUCAACUACGACCUGCCGACCAACCGCGAGAACUACAUCCACCGUAUAGGUCGUUCGGGGCGAUUCGGGCGCAAGGGUGUGGCCAUCAACUUCGUCACCCAGGGUGAUGUGAGGUACCUCCGUGAUAUCGAGGAGUUCUACACCACUCAAGUCGAGGAGAUGCCGAUGAACGUGGCAGACCUCAUCUAAUCCGGUUUCGCUAUAGAAUGAGGCGGUUGACAGGAGGGAGAAGAGGGGUUCUCGACGCUUCGACGCUAAUGAGUUUCCGCGUGUUUCCGCCCGCCGCACGGCCAUGCACGAAGUUCUACAAUACUUACUCUUUUUGAAAGGAUUUCACCUAUUAGCAUGUCUGUGUGAACUGUUAUUUUUUUUUCUGGCAGUCUUUUCUGAUCGUUGAUCACGUGGCGGAAGAGACAGGGAGGAUAAAGCCCUCGAUUUUUGUAGUAAAACUUUCAAGCUGCAGGGCAGGAAAACACGACCUUUGUCAAGAUUUCAGGCGGUUCGCUACUUGUUCUAUCGAGUACUCUGCAUGCAUCGAAGGAUAAGAGGUGGUACGGGGGGGAGGAGGAUUUGUAAGCCGGUUUAAGAGCGCAAUGGCGGGCUAGCAAUAGAGGACUUUCUUGACCAAAAAAAAAAUACAGGAUGUAACGGGGGUCGCUUCCGCUCGUUGGUAUCCAUUGCGCUCCGUGCGCGUGUACUUCGUGUGCAUGGCUUUUCUCGUCGUCGUCGUCGUCGUCUUUUGUGUUGGCUCUAGCUGUGUCUCGAUGGGAGGCGCUGGUUGGGGUUUUGUAGUCGAUGGUGAUGGGGGGGCGGACACACGCAGUUUUUCUGAGUCUUGGAUCCCCGCGUGAGAGUGUGAGAACGGCCGUACGCCGGGGUUGAUUUCAAGCUUCGUCCGAGGAAAGUCUUUCCGCCACCAGCAGGCAGGGGCCCAUUUUGUGAAGUGUUUUUUUGGUCGGUCAGCGGAAUAUGCAGGGCAUUUCUCCUGUGCGUGUUGCUUGCUUUUGUGUGAGAGCGUUCCCAUCCGUUUGUGCCCACCCCCCGUCAUCGCCCGUUCCCACCCACCCUUAUUCAACGCCCAGUGAGCUAGGGUCACUGUUGGCGAAGUGUGUUUAGCUUUAACGAGCUUGAAGCAGGCAGAUUUCACUACUGUUGUUAAUUUUAUUCUCAAG
Molecule: messenger RNA, 2198 nt
Organism: Ectocarpus siliculosus
Lineage: Eukaryota; Phaeophyceae; Ectocarpales; Ectocarpaceae
Source: the annotation of a GenBank genome assembly